GCCACCCAUGCACUAUUGUGAAUGAUUGAAUGCGCACAGAUGUCUAUUGAAUACGAACAGCUGUUUCAAUUUAUUAGCGGUGUUGAGCUCAAAAUUAGACAAUUCUCAAAACUGUCUCGUGCAGCAACAUUUGGAACAUAGACACCUAGAUAGCAGUAGAAGAAAAAUAACAAUGUCACAGCUACUACGACAAGCAACAUUACUCUCUUGUCGUGCACCCAUCACACAAUCACAACGUUUUCGUGGUAAAAUCAAUAUACAACGUCCACGAGCACCACAUUAUGAACGUGCCAAGGUGUUGGCUGUAGCACAAUCUAUACCAGCGGUAGUGGAGGAACCCAAAAAGAAAACAACAUGCUUUCAAAGCCGCCGACGUGAGACCAAUAUGGAAAAUCCAUAUCUGACAAUAAUUGCGCGUGAGGUACGCAAUUGGUUGCUUCAUUCACGUAUGAUUGGUUUCUAUCACAUGAAUUCCAUCAAGCAAGAUGAUCUCUUCCCAGUGCGCGUACAAUUACAUAAACAGAAUAUGCAUUUAAAAUCAUAUGGCAAGGAGGUUGUGAAAAAAGCUGUGGAAGGCACACAAUUUGAAGCAAUUUUACCACUAUUCGAAAGCAAUAACUGUAUAGUUUUCUCAACCGAGCAACGUGUGAGUCAACUUUUGCGCAUAACUCGACGUGUACCACAAAUGAUAUUAAUGGCCGGCAUUGUUGAUGAACGGCUACUCAGCCGUAAUGAAUUUAUGGCGUAUGCACAAUUGCCGGGCCUACAGGCAGCCCAAGGAGAAUUAGUGCAAACACUCAAUAUGGCAGCUAGUAAUUUAGUACAGCAAUUGGAAACACAUCAAAAGAACUUUGUAAAUGUUUUGGAUGUGCAUGCGAAGGGUGAGACGAAUGAUGGUACUACCGCGCCGGCAGCAACGCCAGUUAAUGAAGAAAAACAACCAGAGAAGGCGUGAAAUUGAAAUGCUAAUUUAAUGUUAUAAAAAAAAGGAAAAAUAAAAAAUUUACUUAUUAUUAAAAAUAC
Messenger RNA from Ceratitis capitata (Mediterranean fruit fly), 1023 nucleotides. RefSeq names its product 39S ribosomal protein L10, mitochondrial (gene mRpL10). Bases 173 to 955 code for a protein of 260 amino acids. The transcript has 3 exons. Gene Ontology annotation, biological process: translation. Gene Ontology annotation, cellular component: mitochondrial large ribosomal subunit. Gene Ontology annotation, molecular function: structural constituent of ribosome. NCBI's taxonomy places the organism in Eukaryota, Metazoa, Arthropoda, Insecta, Diptera, Tephritidae. The record is from RefSeq and is a predicted model, not a curated record.